Molecule: messenger RNA, 1452 nt
Organism: Saprolegnia diclina VS20
Lineage: Eukaryota; Oomycota; Saprolegniomycetes; Saprolegniales; Saprolegniaceae
Exons: 4
Coding region: 9-1427 (472 amino acids)
Biological process (GO): aldehyde metabolic process
Cellular component (GO): cytoplasm
Molecular function (GO): aldehyde dehydrogenase (NAD+) activity
Source: RefSeq, a predicted model, not a curated record
AAACGACGAUGACCAGCGGCAACCCGACAAUGACCGAGACCGACCGCAUCCGCACCGACGUAGACGCGCUGCGCCACUCGUUUGCGGCCAAGAAGACGCUGCCACUCGAGACGCGCAAGGCCCUCCUACGGCAGCUCCGCGCCAUGCUGCGCGACAACGAGGCGCCGAUCGCAGCGGCCCUCAACACCGACCUGCACAAGCCCGCGCACGAGACGUUCCUCACCGAGAUUGGCCUCGUCCUCGCCGAGAUCCAGACGCAUCUCGACUACCUAAACGACUGGAGCGCGCCGCAGUACACAUGGACGUCGCUCUCGUGCUUUCCCGGCCGGUCCUUAACGCUCGCCGAGCCGCUCGGCGUCGUCUGCAUCUUUGGCACGUGGAACUACCCAUUGCACGUGACGCUGCUGCCGCUCGUGGGGGCCAUUAGCGCCGGCAACUGCGCGCUCGUACGUCUCGCGGCCGACGGGUCGGUGGACGCCACCAACGCUGUGCUCGCCGACCUCAUGGCCACGUACCUCGACACCGACAUUGUCCGCGCCGUCCGCGGCAGUCUUGACGUCUCAAAAGAGGUCUUGGCGCAGCGCUUCGACUUGAUCUUUUGCACCGGCGGUCCCGUGAUUGGCAAGGCGGUGGCCCGUGCCGCUGCCGAACACUUGACACCGAUCGUGCUCGAGCUUGGCGGCAAGACACCCGCCAUCGUCGACGCGACCGCCGACCUCGAGGUCUCGGCCAAGCGGUUGGCGUGGGGCGCCUUUAUCAACGGUGGCCAAACCUGUGUCCGUCCCGACCACAUUUUCGUGGCGACCGAGGUCGGCGAUGCUUUUGUAGCAGCGCUCCAAAAGGCACUCGUGGACCUCUUCACCGCAACGCCAGAGACGUCGGCCGACUAUGGCCGCGUCGCCAACGUGCAGCAGCUAUUCAAGAUGAAGGCGCUCGUCGAGAAGGAAAAAGCGUACCUCGUCCACGGUGGCGACUGCAAUGUCACGACGCGCUUUGUGGCGCCGUCUCUCUUCAACUACAAGGACGACAUGGCGGCCUUUAAUGCGAGCGCGCUCAUGGACGACGAGCUCUUUGGACCGCUGCUGCCAAUUGUCUACUACAGUGACCUGGACGCAGUCCUAGAAACCAUUCGGUUCAAGCCCAAGCCACUGGCGCUCUACGUCUUUAGCCGCAACGAAGACCGUAUCCAAGCAGCGCUACAGCACACGUCGUCGGGCAGCGUCGUCAUCAACGACUGCGUCAUGCAGAUGGGCAACUUGAAUCUGCCGUUCGGCGGCGUCGGCGGCUCGGGGCUCGGGACGUACCACGGGCAGCGCUCGUUCACGACGUUCAGCCACACGAAAGCGGUGUUGCGCAAGUACUUUUGGCUCCACCGCACCCUUGCAGCAGCUGACACUCUACUGAAUUCAAUGCUGGUACCAAAAUGACCUGAUUCGGCCAACAAAACUUGGU